Molecule: messenger RNA, 2241 nt
Organism: Hydra vulgaris (swiftwater hydra)
Lineage: Eukaryota; Metazoa; Cnidaria; Hydrozoa; Anthoathecata; Hydridae
Product: G-protein coupled receptor-associated protein LMBRD2
Cellular component (GO): membrane
Source: RefSeq, a predicted model, not a curated record
CUGCAAUGAUCGCUAAUAAAUAAUACAAAAAGUAAACAGCGCAUAAUUGACCAAGGAUUUAUAAAUUCAAGAUGAAGGACUAACUAUUUAAUAAAGGUUACAAGUACAUCCUCUUGAUGUCAAUAUCAUGUCGCCUGUACCGUUUGCCUUGGAAUUCAUAUGUGUAUUUUUUGUUACGUUAAUAAUACUUCAUCAAUAUGGAGAUUUACGAAAACAGCAUGUUUUAGUAACACUUGCGGUAUUUAUUUCGUGGUUUUUCUCGUUUCUUAUUGUAUUUAUACUUCCACUUGACGUUUCAAACAGUUGCUACUUAGAGUGCUUAAAGCGUUCGAAUUCAACCAAUAUGCUUAAAAAUAUUUAUCCACUAACUAGAACUGAUUUUGAAAAGCAAAGGGAUGAGAAGCCUAUUUGUUUUGUUCCUUGGUCCUAUGUAUCUGGUGAUCUGUUACCUUAUUUAUGGCGUGUUAUUUAUUGGUCUUCGCAAUUAUUAUCAUGGAUUAUUUUACCUAUGAUGCAAUCUUAUGUUUAUGCUGGUUCGUUUACUGUUUGGGGUAAAAUAAAAACAGCUCUAUAUGAAAAUGCUAUUUGGUAUGGGAGUUACUUAGUUAUAUUUGGUGCAUUAUUAAUUUACGUUGCACUAAAACCAGAGUUAGCAAUUAAUUCAGAUAGUUUAAAGUUAAUUGGAAUAACUGCAUCAAAUACAUGGGGUUUAUUGCUUUUAGUAUUGUUACUUGGUUAUGGAUUAGUUGAACUGCCAAGAACUUCAUGGAAUAUGUCACAAUCUGAUCUAAGACUUGAACAUACUUACUUCAAAGUCUCUAAGUUAAGCACUUCCAAAGAAGAUGCAGAUGAAGAACUAGCAGAUACUCUUAACCAAGUAAAAAAAGCAUCAGAAGAAAUAAAAUAUAAUAGCAAUUUAAGAAAACAUUUAGAUGUAAUCAUUAAAAAAUGUCCUGAAAGUAGUGUUGCGCUUUUUUGUAAGGGUAAUGAUGAUUUUUUAGACUACAAAGCAGGUAAUCUUGAGUUUAAUGAAAAAGCUCUUGUAAACUUACAUAAAAAAGUAAUGGUGAUUACCCAGCGUGCUCAUCGAACACAUGUUCAGUGGAAUGCUUUACUUAAGUUAGCAUUUUACUUAGAAGAUGUUGAGAGAAAUAAAUCUAAUACUGAUAAAAAGUUUAAAUUAUCAUUCUCUGAAUAUACUCAGAAAAGUAUUCUUGCUAUGCGCUUAUUAUGGUUUUGGGAGAUAAUCAUAAAACCUUGGAUGUUUCGUGUACUCUCGUUGCUUUUAUUGACAUUAAGUAUUUGUUUGGUUUGGUCAGAGUCAACAUUUUUUAUGACUGAGCCUGUUUUAUCUAUAUUUACGCAUCUUAUUAAUAUAACAAAACACAAUUAUUUAUAUUUUCAAAUUGAAGUUGUAUCCUGUGUGACCAUAGCUUAUAUGUGCAUUUGCACAUAUUAUACUGUUUUUAAAAUUAAAAUAUUUAAUUUUUACUAUUUUGAGCCUCAUCAUGAAACAGAUGCCAACAGUUUGCUUUUUAGUGGGCUGCUGUUUUGUCGCCUCACUUAUGCUAUAUGUUUAAAUUUCCUUGCUAUGAUACACAUGGAUGGACAUGUUACUGGAAGAAGUGGAACUAAAAUUAGUGAGACAUAUUUUACACAGUUUAUGGGUCAUAUGGAUUUGCUUUCUUUCAUUGCAAAAGGUUUUAAUUUGUAUUAUCCAAUAAUAGUUUUGCUUGUUUGUGUAUGUACUUUUUUUAGUAUUGGUAAUCGGUUAUUACAUUGUCUUGGAAUUCAGCAAUUUUUAAGUGACGACGACUUUUCAGCAGAUUUUGUUCGUGAGGGUAAAGAGAUAGUCAGGCGUGAAAAAAGAAAAAUUGAAAGACAAAUAAAUGGCAAAAAUUGGUCAGCAAGAUCUAAAGCUGUAUCUGAUCGCUAUGUUGGUGAAAAAAGUCUGGAACAUACUGAAAAUAAUUCAGAUGACUCUAUAUUAGAAACAUCAAAUUUAAGUUCAAAAACAAGACUUAACGUUAACAAACCAAUGCUGUAUUCAAAAUUAAAUCAUAGUGAGGACAAAGUUAAUUUAAUUUCUGAUAUUGAGUAUGCACCUCCAGAAACAAAUGACAGGGUUGUAAAAGGUUAUCAAAAUAUAAAGGGAGUUUCCCUUUCCAAUGUUCACUCAAGUGUUUUGAGUCGUUCAAGUGUACCAAGAAAUAUAUUUGAUGAUGCAUAAUUAAAUAUAAA